Microcebus murinus (gray mouse lemur) is the source of this 5704-nucleotide messenger RNA. Lineage: Eukaryota; Metazoa; Chordata; Mammalia; Primates; Cheirogaleidae. The record is from RefSeq and is a predicted model, not a curated record.
GGGGAGGGUCCCCGGCCCCCAGGCGCCGCGCGCGGGGCUCCUGCCCAGCUUCCUGCCUCGCUCCGAGUCGCCGUGUCCGCCCCAGCCCGGAGCAGUUUGUGCAACUGGGAAACUCGAUAGGAGGCAGCAGCUGAUCUCCCACCACCCUAAAAAUAAUCCGCUCCGGCGCGCUGCCUGCUUCGGCUAGGGGAGGAAAACUGUCACCGGAGAGGUCUGCGUCCCGGUUUGAAAUUUACAUCUUCAGGCAGUUAUAGGAAGUGGAUGUUUUUGAAAGUAGCACAAGUGCACCGGUAGGGGUUUGAAGCAGCCUCAAGUUAUUGCCCAAGGAAAAAUAUUGUUUGUGACCAUUGCUAAAUCAAUUAUCAAUGAAAGGAAAGAAAGAAAAGAAUAAACCAUAUAAGAAGAAAUGAGCUUUUCAUUUUGUGGUAACAACAUCUCUGCAUAUGAUAUCUAUCGUGGUGUGUUAGAAAACCCCUGCUUUGUGGAUGCACUCAACCUGGUCCCCCAUGUCUUUCUGUUGUUCAUCACUUUUCCAAUAUUGUUUAUUGGAUGGGGAAGCCAAAGCUCAAAAGUACAAAUUCACCACAACACAUGGCUACAUUUUCCUGGACAUAACCUGAGAUGGAUUCUUACAUUUGCUCUCCUAUUUGUGCAUGUUUGUGAGAUAGCAGAAGGCAUUGUUUCAGACUCACGGAGGGAGUCCCGGCAUCUCCACCUCUUCAUGCCGGCUGUGAUGGGAUUCGUUGCCACUACAACAUCGAUAGUAUAUUAUCAUAAUAUUGAAACAUCCAAUUUUCCUAAACUACUUUUAGCCUUAUUCCUGUAUUGGGUAAUGGCCUUUAUUACAAAAACAAUAAAGUUGGUGAAGGACUGGCAGUCUGGUUGGGACAUAUCAGAUCUGCGUUUCUGCAUCACAGGCAUAAUGGUCAUCUUGAAUGGGCUCCUGAUGGCUGUGGAGAUCAACGUCAUUCGCGUCAGAAGAUAUGUAUUCUUCACGAAUCCUCAGAAAGUAAAGCCUCCAGAAGACCUCCAGGAUCUGGGAGUGAGAUUUCUUCAGCCAUUUGUGAAUUUACUGUCAAAAGCAACAUACUGGUGGAUGAACACACUUAUCAUAUCUGCUCAUAAAAAGCCUAUUGAUCUGAAGGCGAUUGGAAAGUUGCCAAUAGCAAUGAGGGCGGUAACAAAUUAUGUGUGCCUGAAAGAUGCAUAUGAAGAACAAAAGAAAAAAGUAGCCGAUCAUCCAAAUCGGACUCCAUCCAUCUGGCUUGCAAUGUACAGUGCCUUUGGGCGACCAAUCCUGCUUAGCAGCACAUUCCGUUAUCUGGCUGACUUACUGGGUUUUGCUGGACCUCUCUGUAUUUCUGGAAUAGUUCAGCGUGUGAAUGAAACCCAGAAUGGGACAAGUAACACAACUGGAAUUUCAGAGACCCUCUCAUCAAAGGAAUUUCUUGAAAAUGCUUAUGUUCUAGCAGUUCUUCUCUUCUUGGCGCUCAUUCUGCAAAGGACAUUUUUGCAGGCUUCCUACUAUGUAACCAUAGAGACUGGCAUUAACCUCCGUGGAGCUCUGCUGGCCAUGAUAUACAACAAAAUCCUUAGGCUUUCUACAUCUAACUUAUCCAUGGGUGAGAUGACCCUGGGACAGAUCAACAACUUGGUCGCCAUUGAAACCAAUCAACUCAUGUGGUUUUUGUUCCUGUGUCCCAAUCUAUGGGCUAUGCCUGUUCAGAUCAUAAUGGGAGUGAUCCUGCUCUAUAAUUUACUUGGAUUAAGCGCACUGGUUGGUGCAGCUGUCAUUGUGCUGCUUGCGCCAAUUCAGUAUUUCAUUGCUACGAAGUUGGCAGAGGCUCAGAAGAGCACACUUGAUUAUUCCACUGAGAGGCUGAAGAAAACAAAUGAAAUACUGAAAGGCAUCAAACUUCUAAAGUUGUAUGCCUGGGAGCACAUUUUCUGCAAAAGUGUGGAGGAAACAAGAAUGAAAGAGCUGUCUAGUCUCAAAACCUUUGCACUUUAUACAUCACUCUCCAUCUUCAUGAAUGCAGCAAUUCCCAUAGCAGCUGUUCUUGCUACAUUUGUGGCCCAUGCGUAUACCAGCAGGAACAGUCUGAAACCUGCAGAGGCCUUUGCUUCACUGUCUCUCUUCCAUAUCCUGGUCACCCCACUCUUCCUGCUCUCGACCGUGGUCAAGAUGCCAGCAAAUGCCAUCAUAAGUGUUCAAAAGCUGAAUGAGUUUCUCUUGAGUGAUGAGAUUGGUGACGAUAGCUGGAGAACUGGGGAAGGUUCCCUUCCUUUUGAGUCCUGCAAGAAACACACUGGAGUUCCGAAAACUAUAAACAGGAAGCAGCCUGGAAGAUAUCACCUGGACAGCUAUGAGCAAUCAACACGACGUCUACGGCCCGCGGAGACUGAGGAUAUCGCAAUAAAGGUCACAAAUGGAUACUUUUCAUGGGGCAGUGGUUUAGCUACAUUAUCCAACAUAGACAUUCGAAUUCCAACAGGUCAGUUAACCAUGAUUGUGGGCCAAGUGGGAUGUGGGAAGUCCUCACUUCUCCUUGCUAUCCUCGGUGAGAUGCAGACACUGGAAGGCAAAGUUCACUGGAGCAAUGUAAAUGAAUCUGAGCCUUCUUUUGAAGCAACCAGAAGUAGGAACAGGUAUUCUGUGGCUUAUGCAGCUCAAAAGCCUUGGCUAUUAAAUGCUACAGUAGAAGAAAAUAUUACCUUUGGAAGUCCUUUCAACAAGCAGAGGUACAAAGCUGUCACAGAUGCCUGUUCUCUUCAGCCAGAUAUUGACUUAUUACCAUUUGGAGACCAAACUGAAAUUGGAGAGAGGGGAAUCAACCUGAGCGGGGGCCAAAGACAGAGAAUCUGCGUGGCGCGAGCUCUUUAUCAAAACACCAACAUCGUCUUCUUGGAUGAUCCAUUCUCUGCCCUGGACAUUCACUUGAGUGAUCACUUAAUGCAGGAAGGGAUUUUGAAAUUUCUCCAAGAUGACAAAAGGACACUCGUUCUUGUGACUCACAAAUUACAGUAUCUGACACAUGCUGACUGGAUUAUAGCUAUGAAAGAUGGAAGUGUACUAAGAGAAGGGACUUUGAAGGACAUUCAAACCAAAGAUGUUGAGCUUUAUGAACACUGGAAAACACUUAUGAAUCGGCAAGAUCAAGAAUUAGAAAAGGACAUGGAAGCUGACCAGACAACUUUAGAGAGGAAAACUCUCCGAAGGGCCAUGUAUUCAAGAGAGGCCAAAGCCCAAAUGGAGGAUGAAGACGAAGAGGAAGAAGAGGAAGAAGAUGAGGAUGAUAACAUGUCCACUGUAAUGCGGCUCAGGACUAAAAUGCCAUGGAAAACCUGUUGGCGGUACCUCACUUCUGGAGGAUUCAUCUUGCUCCUCCUGAUGAUUUUCUCUAAGCUUUUGAAGCAUUCAGUCAUUGUGGGUAUAGACUAUUGGCUGGCCACCUGGACGUCAGAAUACAGUAUAAACAGUACUGGAAAAACUGAUCAGACCUACUAUGUGGCUGGAUUUAGCAUACUUUGUGGAGCAGGUAUUUUCCUUUGCCUGGUUACAUCUCUCACCGUAGAAUGGAUGGGUCUCACAGCUGCCAAAAAUCUUCACCACAAUCUUCUCAAUAAGAUAAUUCUUGGACCAAUAAGGUUCUUUGAUACUACACCCCUAGGACUAAUUCUCAAUCGCUUUUCAGCUGAUACUAAUAUCAUUGAUCAGCACAUCCCUCCAACUUUGGAAUCUUUAACUCGAUCAACACUGCUCUGCCUAUCUGCCAUCGGGAUGAUUUCUUUUGCUACUCCUGUGUUCCUGGUUGCUCUUUUGCCCCUUGGGAUUGCCUUUUAUUUUAUCCAGAAAUACUUCAGAGUUGCCUCCAAAGAACCUCCGAGACUUGAUGAACAGCACCCAGAACUUGCCCUGCUUUGCCACUUCUCAAAGAACAGCGAGGUCUCGACCACCAUUCGGGCCUUUAGGCAUGAAACCAGAUUUAAACAACGUAUGCUGGAACUGACGGACACAAACAACAUAGCCUACUUAUUUCUCUCAGCUGCCAACAGAUGGCUGGAGGUUAGGACGGAUUAUCUGGGAGCCUGCAUUGUCCUCACUGCGUCUAUUGCAUGCAUUAGUGGGUCUUCCAAUUCUGGAUUGGUGGGCUUGGGUCUUCUGUACGCACUUACGAUAACCAAUUAUUUGAAUUGGGUUGUGAGGAACUUGGCUGACCUGGAGGUCCAGAUGGGUGCAGUGAAGAAAGUGAACAGUUUCUUGACUAUGGAGUCAGAGAACUAUGAAGGCACCAUGGAUCCUUCUCAAGUUCCAGAACAUUGGCCACAGGAAGGGGAGAUCAAGAUUCAUGAUCUGUGUGUCAGAUAUGAAAAUAAUCUGAAACCUGUUCUUAAACACGUCAAGGCUUACAUCAAACCUGGGCAAAAGGUGGGCAUAUGCGGUCGCACUGGCAGUGGGAAGUCAUCUCUCUCUCUGGCUUUUUUCAGAAUGGUUGAUAUAUUUGAUGGAAAGAUUGUCAUUGAUGGGAUAGACAUCUCUAAACUACCACUGCACACACUGCGUUCUAGACUUUCAAUCAUUCUGCAGGAUCCAAUCCUAUUCAGUGGUUCUAUUAGAUUUAAUUUAGAUCCAGAGUGCAAAUGCACAGAUGACAGGCUCUGGGAGGCUCUAGAAAUUGCUCAGCUGAAGAACAUGGUCAAAUCUCUACCAGGAGGUCUAGAUGCAGUUGUCACUGAAGGUGGGGAGAAUUUUAGCGUUGGACAGAGACAGCUGUUUUGCCUUGCUAGAGCCUUUGUUCGCAAGAGUAGUAUUCUUAUUAUGGAUGAAGCGACAGCUUCCAUUGACAUGGCCACGGUGAGUGCAUUAGCUAAGCUUUUAGAAAUGUGCAUGAAAAUUACAAUCUAUUUUUUUCCUGAUUGGGUUCUGAAUCCUCAGUACUAUUGUUUUGAGUGUAGACGGUGGUGUCUGCUUCUGCUAGGGUGGUCUGAUCUCUGGUGUGGUCUCGCCCACGCCUACUGGCGCGCCUCGGCUCCGACCCGAGGCCGAAGGACACGCCUUUGGAGCACCAGGGGCUUAGGAGAUUUGUGUGAGGCGGAGCUGGCCUUAUGCAGUUGUCACUGCAAGGUGGGGAGAAUUUGCCGGUUUUGGACAGAGAGACAGCUCGGUGUGUUUGCCUUGCUAGAGCUUUGUUCGAAGAGCAGUAUUCGUAUUAUGGAUGAAGCACAGCUCAUUGACCAUGGCCACGGAUACCGUUCCAAACUUGCUCGCUCACAAGAAUGGCCUCUUUUCCACUUUGGUGAUGACCAACAAGUAGACCCUCAUCAUGAUCCACUCUGCCAAGUAACCCCAUUUCUGGUAGUUAUCUUAGCAAGAUCCCCUCCAAAGCAUCGGGUUCACACUAUUCUGACGGCAGACCUGGUUAUUGUGAUGAAGCGAGGAAAUAUUUUAGAAUAUGACACUCCAGAAAGCCUCUUGGCUCGGGAAGAUGGAGUAUUCGCCUCUUUCGUUCGUGCGGACAUGUGAAGGGGGGGAGUCUUAAAAUGAUGUAUGUGUUUAAAAUAAUGCAGUUGUAACCUAUUUAAUGGAUCAUCAGAUCGACUUCAUAAAGUGGCAUCUUAAAAUUUACAGAUUUUGCACAAGAAAAGAAGUUGACAGUUCUUUUUCCUGCUUUUUAUUUUAUUUUAUUUUUAUUUUUUUUGAGAG